AUGAAGAGAUGCUGGUUAAGUAAAGAGUCUCUCUCUGAAGCGAGCAGUCUGUCUGUCAGUGUGUGACGUGAAGUGCUGAUUCAGAUUAAUAUUCAGUUUUUGACAAUUACAACAACCCCUUAAAGUUCUUUUUUUGUAUCUUUUGUAGUAUUAUCAGAAGUAUGUUUCAAAACUCAUUAAAUCAGUCAACUGAUUUUGCUUUUAUUUGGUUUGUUAACAUCUUUCACCAUAAGAUCAACGAUUCAGCCAUUAUGUUUUGGUGAUGAAAUACAACCAGUACAUUUGGUGUUAUAGAUGGCUGGCAUAAACACUACUGUUCAAAAGUUCGAGGUCACUUGAAAAGGUCAAAAAAAAAUCUGUUAAAAUUACAUAAAUUGAUCAGAAAUACAAUGUAGACAUUGUUAAUGUUGUAAAUGAUUAUUAUAGCUGUAAACGGCAGAUUUUCUAUUAAAUAUCUACCAAGGCGUAGAGAGGCCCAUUAUCAGCUACCAGGUUGGGAUAAAGGUUAGGGGGUAAGGUUAGACAACAAGAGUUAAGGUUAGAUAACUACUCCUGUGUAUGCCGUAUGGCGUAUGCGAUUUGAACUCACAGGCAUUUGAGUUUGAGUCAGUCCAAAAUCCACGGCCACAAAACGUAACAUCGUUUAAACAUCUUUAAAUCAAGUGUUAUUGCCCCUAGUGGCCAUAGUAAUCAUUCUGUAAUCAAAUUGUUGUAUUGCAUCAACUAAAUUUGUGCAAUUAUUUUGUACAAUUAUUUUGUGCAAUUUGGCAUGAAUCAGCUAUGUUGUAUUUCAGCUAACUAUAUUAACUUAGUAAACAACUAAAUAGUAAACAAAAAACACCCCGAACAAAAUACCCUGAUUUUUACACUAGUCCUAUAUUUUCACUUAGACUUUCAUAAGACAGUUCUUAUGAGGUCAUUUUAUAACUAGUUGGCUACAUUAAAAAGGUGAAGAGAAAACAAGUGACUAAAAGACUCAUAAUACAUAUAUCCUUUCAGUCACAUGCCUGUUUAACAAAAUUGUUGUCUGUGAUACUAAUGCAAACUGUAAUGAAAGCAGAAGUACUACUACAGGUGUAUCAGGUGUACGAUCAGGUUGUCACUUCCCUGGGAUCUCAAUCCACACUGUUGACCAGACAUCUAAAGGAUGGAAGAAGAGCUGUAUGAAAAUGUUGUUUGCAAUAAACACAUUGUUUCUUUGCAGAAUGAGAACAAAGAGAAAAAAAAAGUGUAUGAUUCAGGAAAGGCUAAGGGCUAUUCACCCACUCAACAAAGUCCUGCCACAGGAAUGGACAACAGCCCUGCGCCCCACUCUCAGCCCUGUCAUGGUGUGGCAGUGUGUCUGGGGGUUCUUUGUGUCCUCUUGGUUUCAGCCAUCAUAGGCCUCAGUGUCUUCAGCACUGAACUCUCAGAGCAAAAUCAGUAUCUGAGUACAGCCAAUCAUAUUUUGCAAAGUUAUAAUAGCAAUAUUAGCACUGCAAACCAAGAUUUAAUGUCUGACAAAGAAGAGUUGACACAAGAAAGAGACAGACUGAAGACAAAUCUUCAGGUCAUAUAUCAGCUUCAUGAUUUUCCUGUCAAUCAAUAUUGUUCCAAAACAAAUGGAAAUGUGACAAAGUGCAACCCAUGUAAAGUUGGUUGGAUGUUAUUCCAAUCUAGUUGUUACCUGAUUUUAUUCUCUGAUGCACCAUGGAAGAACUGGACUGAAAGCAGAGAGGAUUGUAAAAAAAGAGAAUCAGAUUUGGUUGUUAUUAGCAGUCAACCUGAACAGGAAUUUAUUUCCAACCAAACACAAUCCUACUAUGAUGUAUUUCAUGGGUACUGGAUUGGCUUGUCUUACCAAGCUAACAAUCAGUCAUGGAUGUGGGUUGAUGGAAGUGUUCAGAGUCUGAAUAAAGGGUUUUGGAACACUACUGCAAAGAAUCUGAAUUCUUGUGUGUUUAUCAUCCCAAUAAAUAAAAUGUUGGCUAACUGGAACACUCCAGGGUGCUUUAUGCAGAACCGUUGGAUCUGUGAGAGUACAGCCUUAAACUGGUCAUAUUAAACAUUACACUUAAUUCAGGCUAAAUUGAGCGGUCCUUUUAUUUGGCUGGUUUUACUAUAGAUAAGAUUAACCAUUGU
Molecule: messenger RNA, 2121 nt
Organism: Esox lucius (northern pike)
Lineage: Eukaryota; Metazoa; Chordata; Actinopteri; Esociformes; Esocidae
Product: C-type lectin domain family 12 member B-like
Exons: 7
Coding region: 1148-2044 (298 amino acids)
Source: RefSeq, a predicted model, not a curated record